AUGGAGGGGAUGGGAGGGGAGUGGAGUGGGGGAGUGGGUAAGGGUUGCGUCAUUGUGCGUGAUGAGGGCAUUUCUCCUGAUCAACCAUUAUGGUCUGAUACAGCGGACACGGUCAUUGGAGAAGACGGAAAGUCCUAUAAAACAAACCAUGCGACCGUCUGGCGUUGGAGAAGAACUUUUCAAAAUGAUUUUGUUACGCGGAUGCAAUGGACUCUGACCUCAAAUUUCUCGAAUGCUACUCAUCCUGCUGUUGUGAGAGUUAACGGACAUUUGGGACCAGAACCUUUGGUUGUUCCAGCAGGAUACAAUCAAUCUUUUGUUUUUGACGCAAGCGAGACGUAUGAUCCUGAUCACCCAGAGGAUAACAGCAAGCUGGAAUUUCAGUGGUAUCAGUAUGGUGAACCUUCCUUUCAUCUCCCGGAUGGCUUAGUUACUGCAUUGAACAUUGUUCCGACGUCAAUGCCGGAGGUGUAUGGGACACUUACAAGCAAUGAGUCAGGAUUCCAGAAUGUUACUCUUGGCCAAAAGGUUGAGGUUACAAUUCCAAGUUUGCCUGAGACUGCUACUGAGAAGCCGGAUUUACAUUUGAUCUUACAAGUUAGGAGUAAGAUGGCCAGCUUUCCUGUCACAAGAUAUCGAGAAUCAUUUUUAGGAUGGCUUAAGUGGAUGGAGAAAAAGCGUGGACUUCUCUUCCUAGCACCAAUGAGUUGCAUAUUGGGUGGAGGUUUUUUUCUCUACGCUUUAACUGCAUGGAAUGAGGUGGGAGGGUAGCUUAAUUCUGAGGGAGAGGAGAUGGCAUCUAUGAGUUGGCACAAUCAGUAAUAAGUAUCUCGCAUACAUACCACAUUUUCCCUUGGUUUGCCAUCAACGAGAUCGAGACGACCGAUUAAAGUUGAUUCAAUCCUCCAAACUCUAAGAAAAGCGUUUGGCCAUACUGUUACCGAAAGUGAACGAUGAACAUGGUUCUUUGCUUUGCUAUGCCCAGAACAGGCCCAAAAAUGGUUUCCAGUCACCUAAAAUGGGUGUAUGAUUCUUGUCUUGAGUCCAUCGUAUCAGAAGUUGUAGGCUGGGAAAGACUGACCUCUGUACUCGAGUAUUCAUCAUCUUACUACAGUACCUACAAGUAGUAAGGGUCUCAAGCAAUCACGUCAACCCUCGCCUCAUGGUUGCAUUUACAUAACCCAUUCUUGGCGUUGGAAGACCCAGCCUCGACUUUUCCAUUUGCAUCUAGAUCAUGUCACCGGAAAAUAUCUACACAUAUAUUGCAUCGUACAGAGGAUCAAGACACCAUUCGUGUUUCAGUAUACGUUAGACUCGUAUAUUCAACCGGAGUUAAUCAUCUACCUGCGUUUGCGAGAAGAGAAAAGCACAGGAAUAUGGAAAGUUCAUGAGAGAUGACCCGCUUCACUCAAACUUUACUGUAUUCAAUGCUUUGGGCUUGCUUGAAAAUGUCGAGUUCAAUGGCCGCGGGGGCCGUUGGUAUCAUGGUGGCGACGUAUAUCUUUUUUCGGGCGUUUUUAUAUCUCACGCAAGAUAAAAAAGAGCCUCCAAUGGUAUCUAGCGCUAUUCCUUUCGUCAGUCCCCUAAUAGGAAUGAUUCGAUGGAACAUGGACUUCUAUUCACAUAUGAGGUAGGUAGCGCACCCAGGCAUUUCGCAGAUAGAAUAGCGAAUGAACUCAAAUGUACCUUUACUGACAAAACGUCUAGAAAAAAGCAUCAAAUUUGCCUAUAUAUACUCCCCGAAUUCCUGGAGUUCGACUCUCUGUUAUCAAUUCAUUGGACCUCGUACCAGUGGUACAGCGUCAAUGGCGGACACUAAUCUUUGCGCCUAUCCAAGUCAAGGCAGCACAAGCAGCCAUGGGAGCAAGUAAAGGGGCCGUAGAAGUGAUGAACCGGGACUUUGUCACUGAAAAUGGCUUCAUCAAUGGCAUGGUCAAGGCGACGCAUCCCUCUAUGAUCAAAGGCCCAGCACUUAACGCUUUGAAUUCGAAAGCUUUCGAGAUAUUCGAUGACGCUUUGAGGUUUGAACGCCCAAGCACUGUCAAUCUGUUUGUAUGGGUCGGCAAAAUUAUCAUGCAUGCUACUACAGAUGCUAUAUAUGGGCCUUCCAAUCCUAUGAGAGAUGGAAAGAACCUCGAAGGAUGGCAGUAAGUAUUCAAUCAUCCCGUGGUGCAGCCAAAAUUAAUUAACUGACUAUCCUCAACAGUAAAUAUCGUCCGGCGUUAAUGCUUAUGAUGUUGGAUAUCCUUCCGCAGAAACUAUUAUUUAGAAACGCUGUUGGGGGUCGUGAGCAUCUCGUAAAGAGUUUCGCAAACUACUACCACGAUGGCAGUUACAAACAAGGAUCCGCCUAUAUCCGGCAAUUCGUAGAACACUGUAUCAAGCAACAACUGCCUGAAGACGAUAUCCCAAGACUUCUACUAGGCACUGUCUUCAACAAUAUCGCCAAUACCAUCCCGGCUGCCUUCUGGCUUAUAUAUCAUCUCUUUAGUGAUCCAGCCGUGCUGAAAGACUGCCAAAAAGAAGUGAGAGGGGCAGUAAGUGAAAGCCAAGAUGGAGUCUCAGUAAAUCUCAGCGUCAUUCUUAACUCGUGUCCUAUCCUCAACUCAAUUUAUCAAGAGGUUUUCCGUUAUCACGGGACAGCCAACUCAGUUCGUGUGGUAUCCUAGGACCACAUGCUAGACGAUAAAUAUCUGCUGAAGAAAGGGGGACUGGUCAUGGUGUCAGGAAGGAGCCGACAUACCAAUGCCGAGGUAUGGGGUGAAGAUGUGGACAAAUUCUACUACAGACGAUUCGUCAAACAAAGCAGCAAAAGUUCCAAUCCCGUCGCUUUCCGCGGAUUUGGAGGUGGUGUAACUCUCUGCCCUGGUCGCCACUUCGCAACAAGUGAGAUUCUGCUACUGGCUACUCUGUCACUCUUGCGUUGCGAUAUUCGACCCAAGAACGAUAUUUGGGAAGCCCCGUCGAGAGCGAUGUCAUCGCAAGCUGAAGCCGUGGACCAGCCUGAUUAUGAUAUUGAAGUCGAGGUUAUUCACCAUACAGAGAACAGUGGCAAACCAUGGAAGCUGGUAUUUGAGGGAGAUACGAGCUCCUAG
Molecule: messenger RNA, 3095 nt
Organism: Hymenoscyphus albidus
Lineage: Eukaryota; Fungi; Ascomycota; Leotiomycetes; Helotiales; Helotiaceae
Source: the annotation of a GenBank genome assembly